Molecule: messenger RNA, 2011 nt
Organism: Mobula hypostoma (lesser devil ray)
Lineage: Eukaryota; Metazoa; Chordata; Chondrichthyes; Myliobatiformes; Myliobatidae
Product: interferon-inducible GTPase 5-like
Exons: 2
Coding region: 86-1282 (398 amino acids)
Cellular component (GO): membrane
Molecular function (GO): GTP binding
Source: RefSeq, a predicted model, not a curated record
CCUAGUUAAGCAAUUAGUCUGAACCCUCUGAUCCACAGUAUAAAGCCAGGGCCGGGGGCAGGGAGGCAGGGAGUAAAGGGGCAUCAUGGAAGAUCUUGGUGUGGAUGUGGCUCAGGCUCAGCUGGCGAUGGAACAGGAAGUGGAUGGGAUGCUGCAGCAGUUGACGGACGCCAUGGAGAGCGGCGGGUUGCCCGCACUGGCUAACGAGGUACAGGAGAUUCGUCAGAAAGUCAGGGACGUGACGGCACAGGUGGCGGUGACCGGGCCGCCCAACGUCGGCAAGACCACCCUCAUUUCCACGGCGCUGCGACUCUCGGCGGAGACGGCCGCCCUUCUGCAACAUGCGCCCAAACCCGCACCCUGCUUCCAGCCCGGCCGCCCCCGAGUCAUCUUCUGGGAGCUGCCCGCUAUCGGCGGCGCUUCGUUCUGCGUCAACACCUACCUGCGGCAGGUGGACGUCGACAAGUAUACCGGCUUCCUUAUCCUCUCCUGCACGGAGUUCAGCCGGGAGAUGCUGGGCCUGGCCUCCGAGUUGCGAAGGAUCGGCAAACCCUUCUGCCUGAUCCGCUCCAAGAUUGACGUGCGACGCCGUUGCUACAGGAAGAGGGAGUUCGCGGAUGAGGUGCUAUGCGCCCUGCGGAGGCAGCCGCUGCCCCACCUAGACCUGGAGUCGGCCGUCGUCCGCCUCUUCUACCUGGAUUGCAGGGACUCCGAAGACUUCGACUUCAAGCCGUGCGUGCAGGCGCUGCAAGACGCGUCGCCGUCAGCUCUGCUGAGACACUCGCUCCUCGUGUCUCUGAGUUACCUCUCCAAUAAGUUCCAGCUGAAGACCUCUCUCAAGCAGCUCACCCCGAUCUGGGCCAUCCACAGCCUCGUGGUGGACCCAGUGGGGUUGGCCGGCCUGCCCUACCAGGUGAAUGCGCGCUUCCUCGUGGACCAGAUCUAUUUCUACCGUCUGAUCCUGGGCAUCGACUUCCAGGCGCUGAAAGUGCAGGCCAAACGGCUUCGGCUGCCCACCUUCGUGCUGUCGGACGAGCUCCGCGCCGGUUUGCCCUGCUCACUCAGCGAGGUGGACGUCGUGGCCGAGCUGACCAAAUGGACUGCCCUGAAGGUUCCCGUCGCCAACAGUAAACUCAAGUGGGUGCCGCUGCUCCGGCAGCUCCCCGGCGGCGAGAUCUCCGGUGCCGCCGUCAUCCGCCUGCUGGACUUUAUGGUGACCCAGUACAUGAUCGAUGUCUACAGGAUCGAGAGCAAGAUCGCGGCCGUACUGAGGGGCGAAUGAGGCCGACACUGUGGAGAGGUGGUGGGUGGGGAUUGCGACAGGAAGAGCCCUAAUCUGGGUUGGAUCCUCUAGCAGAUUUCGAACGGGAUCUGAUUUGUCUAUUGCAUGGUGGGCUGGCUUGUUUUGGACAUUUCGGACUGGAGAUGGGCUGAACUUGUAUUCCUGAAGUCGCCUUAACAAAAUCAUCUCUGAAUGACCCACCAAUGUUUUGUCUAAUAAAGGCGAUGUUUCUUUGUUCUGAAAUGAAGAGGUUGUACACUGACCAUGAUAGUCCAAAUAUGCACUUUAAUUUAUUCCAUUCCAACCUGAUUUACAAGUACCCCAGGGAUCAUCAAAAAUCAGAUUUGAGAGAAACUGUCUAUAGUGUGGACAAAUCCAGCAGAGAUCUUUGGUGGGAGGGAGGUCAGCUGGAUUUGUCCACCUCAAUUGGAUGUAGACUUCUCCAGCAAUGAUUAAUGCUACUUUCCAAAGCAUUCAAUUGCCUUGUGGAAACAAAGGUUGUUUACCAAUAUUGGAAUCUCUUCCCUGCUGAUGGCAGAUCUUGGAAGAUUACAUUUCCAUGUGGUCAAUCUGUGACUCGACCAGUUAUGUAACUGGAGUGGGUGUUGGAAUGGAUUGAACAAGCUGCCUGUCUUAAAAUGCAAUUGAUGUUGGAUUUCUUUCACUACACUUGUCUGGCACUUUUGUACUUGUCACUUGGAUUUAAAUGGUUAAUAAAGGAAAUUCACU